CUGGCGGCCAACCACUCCUCGCUGCUCCGCUGCGCCUGCGACCACUUCGCCAACGUCACCGACGUCGACGGCCGAGGCGGACUCAGUCACAGUCAAGCGGAGAUAUGGACAAACUACUGUCUCCACCAGAGUUCAACGACGUGGAAUGGAACCUGGAGACGUUGUCAACCGAUCAUCGGAGGCAGCCUCUGCUCUCCCAGUUACUCCAGGCUGCUCGUCGCAUCACGCAGGCCGUAGUCUCCAGGAGUGACAUUGCCUACACAUACAACAGGCAUUUUUUUCGGAGUUACCAGUACUUGAACAAAACUGAACUCGAGGCUGAGAUACCGGUGUUCCUGGUGUAUCUCUCCAAUUACUGGCGAGACUCUGUCCAGCUGCUCUCGCUCGGUGUGACGCAUAUCUCACAACUGUUCGUUCCCAUGGCAUUUGAACACGUGGUUAACCAUACAAAUGAUCAUCGACGCGACAGAUGGAUUAAGGGUGUGGAACGAGUGAGAGACAUGCUGCACACGAAACUGAGCGGUUGGGUACUCGACAUGCAAUCCGUCAGCGAGCUGAUAGCGCAUGGCAAGGUGGAAGAAGCCAAGAACUGGCCUGGAAAGUAUAUACACAGGCAGCCGCUGUUGAAUGAUGGCCUGCUGUCCUACCACGAGCACUACCUCUCCUUCCGUGGCGACUUCAGUGCGCAGUGUGAGGAGCUGCAGCCAGAGGCAUACCAGGUGUUCGGCCUGGCCGACGCACUCUACUCCUUCUAUCACAGCUACUGGUUCAACAGACUGCGGUACUUCACUUCAAAGUUGACAGUUGUUAUCGACGUUAACGGUGGGGAGUGGCAGCUGGAGGACAAAAGCAACGCUACACUCUCCGUAGACACUGAUUGCGUGCAGCUGUUGGCGAACGCCCUGGACCACCGCACGUGUCCGCUGGAAGACCUGCCAGUGGAAGCCCUUAAGCAGCACGAGCAGUGCCGCGUGCAGCUGUGGGAUGACAUGGUGCAGAGGUCGCCCCACAUACCCGUCACCAGCUACCUGGCCUACACACAGAGGGUGGACGUCAACCUCUGCCUGCUGGCCUGGAUGGCGGUCAACUCCCUCGGCAUUUGUGACGUGUUUGGUCCAGAUCCUGUGUUCUGA
This is a messenger RNA of Schistocerca nitens (vagrant locust), 1133 nucleotides long. RefSeq lists its product as uncharacterized. The record is from RefSeq and is a predicted model, not a curated record. NCBI's taxonomy places the organism in Eukaryota, Metazoa, Arthropoda, Insecta, Orthoptera, Acrididae. The coding region runs from base 105 to 1133 and encodes 342 amino acids. The transcript has 7 exons.